AUGCCAGCUCCCGAAACCGCCGCCGACCUCGGCGCCAGAAUCGAGGUCGUGAAGAUCAACGAUACUGAGGACGACGUCGCCAGCCCGAUGGUGCCGCACGAGAGACAGGUUGUCGAUGCUGUGAUCGCCCUAUGGAAAGAAGACUCCUCCACCGAGUCCUUGGGGGCAGGCAGGCUCCACGCUCUCGUCAAGGCCAGGCAUCCCAACUGGACGCUUUCCGAGAAAAGAAUGAAGACCUUGCUCAAGAACUUCGGUCUCUCUCCCUCUGUCGACUCUGCGCCGUUCACGUACGCCAGCGACAUCACGUCCCAGGUCACUCCGGACGCCACGCUACCGGAAAAGGUCAAUUUGGUGAUGACUUCCAAACGAGGGAAAGGUUUGUACGCGAAGAAACCAAUUGCCAACGGCGAAUUGAUCUGGGAGGAAACGCCGUUGUUCCUCGUGCCCCUGUUGGCUCAUUACGAGCUCAUUCUUCUGGGGAAGGCGUGCACCAACUGUGGCAAGAUGGGCAACGACCCGUCCCGCGCGCUCUCGCGCACCUCCGUGCUUCAGGGGUUGGACUGUAACACCUGUCCCGAAAUCUGGUGCUCGCUGACUUGCAAAGUGGCAAACCAGGUGGUGCACUCCUCCCUCAAGCACGGUGGCCGUGCGACCAGAAGGCUCAUCAACCCGGAAGCUUUCCACGCUUUGACCGAGUACUGCGUCAAGGAGCAGUGGAAUGCUUUGUAUGCGAUUACCCUCAUAUAUGCCCAAUGCCUUCUCGACAAAACUGGCGUGAAGGCCAAGCAGUUCAAAGCCAUGGCUCGCGUCUCCCAGAAGGUGAGGUACAAAGCACUCAACUCCUCGGCCGGUGCAUUCGACUCGCUCCAGGGAGGAGCUUUGUUUGUCGAAGAGCAGCAGGAAAAGUUGUGGGAAGAAGGCUUCAACUUGUUUGCGAAUGUGUUUCCUUCGGCAUCGCCGCAAGAGCUCCAUUACGACGAGUUUUUGCACAUGAUGGGUACCUACAACAUCAACAACCUCGACUCCAGUGUGUUCCUCAUUCAGUCUCAUCUAAACCAUGUCUGUGAUCCCAACACUAGCGUCGACACGUCCGUGAAGAAGUACGAGGGACUCCGCGUUCAUGCCGCUCGUGACAUCAAGGUGGGCGAGGAGCUCACCACCACAUAUGUGAAUCCUUCGCACACGGUGCAACAGAGGCAGAGAGAGCUUAGAGUCAACUGGGGGUUUCUUUGCAAGUGCCCUAAAUGUAAAGAUGACCUCAAAACUCAGCAAAGGCGAAAGUCCAGCAGCGCGGGCCUGCAAAAAGAUAGAUCUGAAAUCAAGAACUUGCUUGAGCAGACCGAGAAGGAAUUGGGCAGCGGCAACGAGCUUGAAAUCCCCGUGGAUUACAACGGCGAGCGCCGCAAAUCAGUGCGGUUUGAUGAGAAGGUUGUCAAAGUCACCCCCUAG
Metschnikowia bicuspidata var. bicuspidata NRRL YB-4993 is the source of this 1449-nucleotide messenger RNA. RefSeq names its product S-adenosylmethionine-dependent methyltransferase. The record is from RefSeq and is a predicted model, not a curated record. The transcript has a single exon. Gene Ontology annotation, molecular function: protein binding. The coding region runs from base 1 to 1449 and encodes 482 amino acids. NCBI's taxonomy places the organism in Eukaryota, Fungi, Ascomycota, Pichiomycetes, Serinales, Metschnikowiaceae.